Messenger RNA from Spirodela intermedia, 1314 nucleotides. NCBI's taxonomy places the organism in Eukaryota, Viridiplantae, Streptophyta, Magnoliopsida, Alismatales, Araceae. The record is from the annotation of a GenBank genome assembly.
AUGGGAACGAGACUGGGGCUUCCUCUUCUCACUCUGCUGGUAUUCGGGUGUGUCUACUGUGACGCUAGAAAACUGGAAGCGUCUGGCGUUGCAGGUAACAUUUCGUAUCAAUUCACAGUGUUCGCCGUUUCACAAUCUCCACUGACUUGGAAGUCUUCUGCUGGAGCGGAAACUCUCUCCUGAUGAUCACUUCUCUUCUCCUCUCUUCCCUUCUGAUGAUUCCAUUGCAUUAUAUUGUUAUCUGCUCGCUAAGAUUUCAUGAGCAGUUCUCAGUUGGAGAUGAAAAAAAGAAAAGAAAAACAUGACGAUGAUCUCUUCCCUUAUAUCCUAUUACCAGUCACAGAGGCCAUCGAUGGACUGGAAGCAGAAAACCUUGAAGAAUAUGAAAUGAACCGAAGGUUCUGUGGUCUAUGUGAGCAGUUCGCCGGUCAAGCUGUGGAAUAUAUGAAGGAGAAUAAAACCCAGGUGGAGGUAAUCGACAUCUUCCACAAGGUCUGCUUCCGGCUACAUUCCUUCCAGCAGCAGGUACUCCUUGGGCUCGGAGGAAGAAGACGAAUGAUUCCUGGAUAAUUUCCCCAAGCCUACAAUCUUCAUUUGCCAAUCUGUAAUCACCGUUCCUGCAGUGCUCGAUCCUAGUGGACUACUACGCACCUCUCUUCUUCGUCGAAGUGUCUUCAAUGAGCCCACAUGAUUUCUGUACGAAGAUGAAUUUCUGCAAGCACAUACCAUCACCGCCUCCGGGAUCCUCUCCUCCGGCAGCAGAACUGUCGCCACCACCGUCAUCAGCCCCAUCACCGUCCUCACUCAAGGAUCCAAUGAACGGCGAACACAUAUGUGAAAUCUGCCAUAACACCGUCUUCAGAGUACUGAACAGGCUCAAAGACCCAGGAACAGAGGUGAUCAUCUCCAUCUCCACUGCAUUCCUGCUGCCUCAUCUGAUAGCUGUCUGCUUACAAAAUUCUUUUCUUUCUAUAUUUCUAAUCGUUUCAGCUGAGGAUCGUCGAAAGGUUGGUUAAAGGAUGCGUCGUCGUGGAUCAUUUUGCAGACAAGGUGAUCUUCGCAGUAUCUAUUUUUGCAACCACAAGUCAUCGGUCAUCCAGAUCUGCUAGGCUCUAAAGAUCUCUCUCUUCUUCUGUGCAGUGCCAGACCUUGAUCUUUCAAUAUGGUCCCGUCAUCUUAGUUAAUGCCGUGAGGCUGCUUGAGCGUGCGGAUCUCUGCGUUACCUUGCGUGCGUGCCCGAAUGGCAAGAACGAGACGGCUGUGGCCUACUCGUCGUCUUCUGUUCCUCUUCUUCCAUUGUUCGAAGACAUGUAG